UCGAUGCAGGUAUUUUGAUGAAUGAAAAUUUAAAAAAUAAAUAAAUAAAUCUGAGGAUUAGAAAAUAGAGUUAUCUUCCUUGGCUCCCAUGUGUUAAUUAUGGCGGAUCUAAACAGUAUCUUGGAAUUAUGCGGAGACCUGGAGAUGAAAUUAGAAGAAACACUUCUUCAAAAGGAAAGGCGGGAUCUAAUUACCGAACAUUUGGCAUUAAUUAGUUCCAAGUACAAAUUCACAAUACCAGAUUUUCCUGUCGGUUGUGACUGGCUGAACUCUGUUCCUCUCUCGCUGACCAACCAUCUGAAGGGUAAAGUGGCAGUCUUAGACUUCUUCACUUACUGUUGCAUGAACUGCCUUCAUGUUUUGCCAGACUUGGAAAUCCUGGAAGAAACUUACAGCAUAGAGAAAGGUGUGGUUGUGAUCGGUGUCCAUUCGGCUAAAUUCAACAACGAGAAAGUGCUGGACAAUGUAAGGAAUGCUGUACUACGUCACAACAUCAUGCACCCUGUCAUUAACGACCCUGAGGCCUACCUCUGGAAUGAACUCAUGAUAAAUUGUUGGCCAACCUUUGUUGUCCUUGGACCCAACAAUGAGUAUCUUCACUCGUUCGCUGGAGAAGGUAACAGACAGAGAAUACUGGAAUUUAUUGAUGUUGCCUUGGAGUAUUACGGGGAGACUGGAUUGAUAAAACCUCACCAGUUGCCGCUACAUUUAGAGAAAAAUCAUUUAGAGAGAUGCGAGGACAUUCUCCAGUUUCCUGGAAAGCUCUGUGUUGAUGGUCAGGGGUCAAUGUUAUACAUUUCAGACAGUGGUCACAAUAGGAUACUUGGCUGUGAUCUUACCUCAGGUGUCAUUAAGACUGUUAUUGGAGGACCUGAGAAAGGAUUUCAAGAUGGUUCUUUUCAAAAUGCCAGAUUCAAUAAUCCUCAGGGUUUAGUGCUAAACCACCAGACAUUGUAUGUUGCAGACUGUGACAACCAUUCCGUGAGAAAGAUUGAUCUGACCAACAAUAAAGUCACCACAAUUGCAGGAACCGGUUUCCAAGGUGAUGAUAAAGAAGGAGGAAAACUUGGUACACAACAACAACUUUGCUCUCCUUAUGAUUUGGUGAUGGUACCUUCUGUUGUUUCAGUUUCUGGUAAACCUGAUGUCCUCCUGAUUGCUCUGGCUGGUUCACAUCAAAUCUGGGCCUAUUUCUUGCAAGAUACAGUCUGGUUUCAAAAGAGCCAAUAUGAAUGCGGCACCUGUGUCUGCGUUGCUGGCAGUGGGUGUGAAGAGAACCGGAACAACAGCUACCCUUUGAAAGCUUCCUUUGCACAGCCAUCCGGAAUAACUUACUGUCCAUCACAGCAUUGUGUCUACAUCGCUGACUGUGAGAGUUCAAGUAUUCGGUGUUUUGACCUGAAAUCACAGGCCGUCCGAGCAGUUGUUGGAGCUGAGAGGAAUCCUACGAAUCUUUUUGCUUAUGGCGAUGUGGAUGGUUCCGGCAUUGAGGCGAAAUUGCAACAUCCUCUUGGAGUUGAGCUGUUAACUGAUUCUCCCGAUGGUCCCCUCAUAGUUGCUGAUACUUAUAACCACAAGAUCAAACGUGUCAAUUUGUCAUCAAAAUCUUGUUCUACAUUGAUCGGCUGUGGUCAGCCAGGGGACUUGAUUUCUACUGACCCAUUACUGUCAUCAUUUAACGAACCAGCUGAUGUGGCAGUUGAUGCAGCCAAGCAGUUAAUAUACAUUGCAGAUACCAAUAACCACCGCAUAAAACUGUUUGAUUUACACACAAACUCCCUGUCUGAUUUUCCUUUGAAGAUAGAAAAACUACAAGAAUCGGUAAACGUAAAUUCCUGUGAUUUAGAUAAGACAAGAUUUCGCAUCACGCCGAAAAAGACAAAAGCUCAGCUUUUGGAAACUGUCCGUUUAUGUUCAUCAAGUUGUCUAACAUUCCAGUUAGACAUCAGUUUCAGAAGUGGCGUUUCAUUGACCAAUGACAUGGUCAGCUGUUGGCAGAUUUUCACUGAAGAUGAUGCCAGCAAACAGCUUCUUGCAAACCUCACAAAAACAAAUGGUGACAUCGUCGAUUUGACCAAUCAACCCAGAAUUGACAUCCAUAUACCAGUGAUUGACCAGUGUACUCCCUUUCAAGUACACUUUGAGUGCCUUCUUUACACCUGUUCCGUGAAAGGACUCUGUAACAUGGUUCCUUUACUUUACACACAGCCUAUUGUAAUAUCUAAAGAUGGAUUAGAUUGUCAUACCGUCACUUUAAAGCAUUCUCUGUAAGCCUGGACAGUUUUAUGAAAUCUCAAAUUAUUUUUUAUUAUAUAUAGGGAAAAAUAUGAUUAUUUUACAUUAAUUUUUCUAUGCUAGCAUGGGAGAUAUAUAUAUAUAUGUAUAUGUAUAUAUCACCUCUAUCAACUAGACUAUCACAUGUUAUACACUGCUGGUCACAAUGCGCUUCCAGUUCUAUCUUGAUUGCGCCCAUCUUAUCCAUCUUGGCCCAAAUUGUUUAUAUGUGUCUGCGUCUGUCUGUCUGUAUAAUUGUUACAGUAAAUGUACAAAGUAGUGGAGAAUAAUUUUAUAUAGGCAUUAGAAUGAAAAUAGUUAAGAAAAUAACACAAGUUAAAUUUUAGGCUAAGAGGAAACAAGCAAGAAAAAAGUACCACUUGUAGUUAAAACAUGUGCCUGAAAAGUGUAGAAAUAUAAAGCUAAAAAC
Molecule: messenger RNA, 2704 nt
Organism: Octopus sinensis (East Asian common octopus)
Lineage: Eukaryota; Metazoa; Mollusca; Cephalopoda; Octopoda; Octopodidae
Product: NHL repeat-containing protein 2-like
Exons: 10
Coding region: 100-2271 (723 amino acids)
Molecular function (GO): protein binding
Source: RefSeq, a predicted model, not a curated record